AUGCAGGAUUUCAAAGACGAUGGCGCAUAUCCAAAUGAUGUGCCUCUGGAACUGGAGGUAUCCCAGUCUAAUGAGGUCCAGCCAAGUAUUUCUCUAGAGAAACAACCACCAUCUCCUGAAGAUGACUCGCGUGAGUCGCAAAUGCAACGUAAUUCGAGGUUACAGAAUGAAUUGCUGCGGUUCUUGGUUAUGCGCGAGCAGCAAUCAACUCGCAAAAAGCCACAAGACGGUCUGUCAUACUCCGCUGAACAAGCAAGGAGGGCUGCAAAAGAUGAAGUCACCACACCAAGUGACGAUGACAGUCACACACAGCAAGACUCUGACGAAGAUCUAGAGUCUGACACGGUAUCCGAGGACGACUUAUCCGACACAGAUACUACUGACCUUCCUCGAGUCCCAGGACCUAAACUGGCUAGGUUUCGUCCACUUGCCGAUCCUCUGGAUAUCUCUUUUGAGGAAGUACUCCACAAGGGCCACUAUUCUCAUGUUUGGAAAGUCUCCUGUCGUGGAUAUACAUACGCGCUCAAAAUCUUCAAGCCAGGUGCAUGGUCCGACCUUCUUGAGAAAUGGAAUUCCGACGACUGCCCAUUGCCCCAGGGAUGGACAAGAGAAAGCCUGAAACCAUACACGGAUCCUUUCUUCAAUGAGUGUCGUGUAUACGGACGGCUCAAGGAGACAAACAAGGAAAAUCUUGCCAUGGAUUGCCACGGUUAUGUCAUGUUUUCGUCCGCUUACCUGGAAGGACAAGGCGUCGACCUGGGCUUUACAACCACGAGCGACCCGAGCUCGGCGCGCGGUUCUGAGCCCGGCAUCAUCCACGAGGGUAUGCCCGAGGAGCCAGUGGGACACGGCUCGGAACUCGUCUACGCGCUCCUAAAGGAUCUCCCACCCACCGGGGCGAUUUCAGUGCGUCCGACGGAGUCGGAAGUGAAGCAGAUGUCCAAGGAUCUGUUGACUCUGCACAAGCUCGGCAUCUUUCACGCCUCCAUCUCACACUCCUCGUACGUUGCCGGGAAGCUUGUGGAUCUCGGUACGGCGCAGACGGUUCCCAGCCCAUGGCUGGACGGGUACUAUCGAGGCAUGAACCCGGUGAGAAUAGGCAAAGAUCCAGCGUUUAGCGAUCAGGUUGAUUUUGAUGAAAAGGUCAUAGAUUAUUGGAACGACCAGCCCAAGACGAUAGCGCCGGAGCCUCAGACUGAGAUGGGAGGCAAGAAUAGUAAAACAAGACAACGGAGAGUGAAAGACCUUGCAAGAGUCUUUACCCCGGAACAAAAGACAUAUCGCAAGCUGAGGAGUGGCAAGGACAGGCAGUUUCUCGUGAACUUACGGCUUGGUGAAGGGUGGUUUGAUCCCUCAAAGUACAAAUGGGCAGGGGCCGAUGCGGAAAACUCGGAACUUGAAAAUAAUCAUACCAAGAAGAGGACGUGGUCCAAUGACACACCUAUCGUUGAUGAACAAGCAAAUUCAACUCCCCAGAAUCAAAUCCAGGCGAAGAAGCGCAAGUUUGGACGAGGCGGUGUGAAGACUUAG
This is a messenger RNA of Pestalotiopsis fici W106-1, 1530 nucleotides long. RefSeq lists its product as uncharacterized. The transcript has 2 exons. Lineage: Eukaryota; Fungi; Ascomycota; Sordariomycetes; Amphisphaeriales; Sporocadaceae. The record is from RefSeq and is a predicted model, not a curated record. The coding region runs from base 1 to 1530 and encodes 509 amino acids.